Messenger RNA from Balaenoptera musculus (blue whale), 2300 nucleotides. RefSeq lists its product as uncharacterized. The transcript has 4 exons. Lineage: Eukaryota; Metazoa; Chordata; Mammalia; Artiodactyla; Balaenopteridae. The coding region runs from base 1 to 1014 and encodes 337 amino acids. The record is from RefSeq and is a predicted model, not a curated record.
AUGGAUGACCAAGUGAAAGCAGCCAGCUACGGCUCUUCUCCCGGGCGAGGCCUGUCACCGACCAGCAGUAGCUCCGCUCAGCCCGAAGCUCUCCUAAUCCCCGAGCUCAAAGCAGGAAUUUACCUGGGCGAAUCGGCGUCUGAAUCCAAGGGGAGGCCGAGGCCGCUGUGGCGAGAGACUAUAAUCCGGGCCGGGAGGGGGGGUGGCUACGGCUCCUCUUCCGUCUCCUCAGUGCGGGGAACAUGUAGAGCCGGGGGGAGACCAGCCGAGAAGACAAAUCGCUGCUUCUUCUUCCUCCUCCUCCUCCUUCUCCCACAUAGAAACACUCACAAACACCCGACCGGGGGCCCGAGCUACCGGGGGGGCAUCGCCGCCGGCCCGGGAACCAAUCCUCCAGUCGGCGGGGGCGUCCCUCCCUGCGGCUUGGUGGUGUCGGAACAAAAUGCCGACCGGAAGUGCAGCUGCAGGAAUGACUCCCUCCGCCGGCGCCAAACACUAACAACCACCCCCUCUUCCCCACUCCACUUCCGCCACCGCCGCGCCGCCGCCGCCACUUCGGCUCGCGUCUUCGGCUGCGCCACAGCGCACGGCCAGCUCCGCUCCGCGCCGCACCCAGGGCCGGGCGGCGGCCGGCAGCGAGGCGUCGGCGGCUCUUCUCUGCGCCCUUCUCCUCAGGGCGGCUGUGGAUGUUGCCUUUUAGUGUCGAUCCUGCGGAGCGGCGUUUUCGCUGCGGCACGGGCGGGCCGGGUCUUCCCGGUCUUUAUUUUCCUGGAGGCCGACCGGAGCGCGGCCCGAGUUCGGUGGUGGUCGCGUGCGUGGGGGGCGCUCAGGCCCGGACCGUCUCGCAGCCCGCGCACGCCGCCCCAGCUGCUCGUCUUUAGCUCUCGGGAGCCGAGCUCGGGGCGGCCACGUAGAGGACGCCCGCGAUCCGACGGCGACCGAGCAUUUUUUAAAUGGUGUCCCUGCAGCCGGGUGGAUGGAUGUAUCGUAUUGUACACCUUUCUCUCCUUUUGAGAGGCCAGACUUUAGGCCCGUCUCUGCAUUAUUUCUGAGGAGUGAGAACGCAACGCGUGGAGGAGACGAAGAUUCUCAGCUGGACUGAAAUGGAACCAUGUUUGUGAUGCAUAUAUUUCUGGAAAUAUGUGGUCUUUUCUGGUCUUGCAUUUUGUUGCCGGUGGUUUUGGCUCUUGCCUAGCAGUCGGGAGAAGGGCCUGUAGGCGACGCUGUUCGAGCGAGGAGCUGUCCGCGCCCCCCUCUAGGUAUGGGUGGAGCCGAGCACGCGGGGAGAGCCGGCGGAGUGCGGGCCGCGGGGGGGCCUGGGGCCAGCCGGUUUCAGACUUCGUUUUCCUUUACGUUCGAAACAGUGAGGUACUGGCCAAGGCUGGAGUACAAAUGUGAUUAUGUGUACAGUUCCAAGCCUCCUGUAGUCUCUGACUGAAACACGUGAAAUAACUUUACCGUACAGGUCACUAUUAAGUUUACUUCUGUACAUUAAAAGGGGGCUUUUCUUCAGGUAAAAAGUGCAUAGGUAAGCGAAUUUUACUCAAACGGGACGAAAUUUGUGUUAUAUUUUCAUGAGUUUACUUAAAUGGUAUGUUAAUUAUAUAUGCAUAUGUACCGGUACGCUGAAAGUAAACAGGAAAAUUUUCCCCACAGGUUAUUCCUUUUGCCUCACAUCACUCGAAGGACUAAAUCAGAUCUUGUCACUCCUUUACUCUAGACCCUGCCAUUGUUUAGCUGGGAGUAAAAGCCAAAGCCUUGACCGCGGCCUAAAGGCGGUGCGCUCGGUGGGGCGGGGGGAGGCUGCCUCGGCCGCCUUGCAGGCAAGACGUCUGUCCUGGCUUUUCCUUGGGCCAGGCUCCUUCCCCAAGGACCACAGAGUUUGCUGCCUCACCUUCAGGAUUUUGCUCAACUGUGUCCUCGGGGCUCCGUGGCCACUCUUUAAACUGCAAGUUCCCGGUCCCUUUUCCCCAUUUUUAUCCUUCAGGCGUUCUACAUAUCUUACAUGUUUAUCUCGUUAUCUGUUUUAACCGACAGAAUAACGUUAAGCUCUAGGAGGGCGAGGUUUUUUUUUCUCCACUGGUGUUUUGUGGAGAAAAUAAUUCCUGACACACAGUAGAUGCUUAAUAUUUGGUUAAUGAAUGAAUGACGAUUGUAAGGGCCCUGACCCCACCCACACAUACACCAGUUUCUGAACUCUGUCCCUUACAUAUGUAUAUAUUUACACACUACAGAGAACUUUAUGAAAGAUUUGUGGGGGGAAAAAAAAAAACCUAGGGAAAAAAGUGCAAGUUUAUUAU